AUGUCUACAGACAAUUAUCAAGUGCAGAACUUUUAUAAGUAUUCUAGGAAAACGUUCAAAAAGAAUAGGCGGGGCUCGAAUGAUUAUGAUGGAGAAAACACUAACUUUGAAGCAGCAGAUGUGUCACCACGAAGUGAUCUGCGAAGUGAUGGAAGAAUUGACAGUAAUGAUUGUAAUGAUUCACCAAGAUGUAGUUGUGACUUAGAUCCUGAGGGAGAAAUCGCUAAUAUCCUCCACAAAAAAUGCCCAGUAAUAACUCUAGCGCAACAGCAAUUAUCAAGGCUGUUGGACGAAACCGACAAACUGCUGUGCGAUAACACUAGAUGCUGUAGGUCUGUAUAUGACUUCGUGUGUCUCUGUAAAGAGAUUUUCGUACGUCAGGAUAAGGGCCGAGCGAUUUUAAUUAUAUUGAUUGGUAUGAGUUUCAUUGCUGGAGUUCUGAUCGGAGCUGCAUCUUGCGGAUCAUAUCUCGGGCGGUUUAACAGUCCUAUUCUUUGUUGUGUCGACAAUUUAUUUGCCCUCGACAGGUUUACCUCUGUAGAAGACACGUAUCGUAGUAUAGUAUAG
Molecule: messenger RNA, 567 nt
Organism: Spodoptera littoralis (African cotton leafworm)
Lineage: Eukaryota; Metazoa; Arthropoda; Insecta; Lepidoptera; Noctuidae
Source: the annotation of a GenBank genome assembly